Messenger RNA from Daldinia decipiens, 1311 nucleotides. RefSeq lists its product as uncharacterized. The coding region runs from base 1 to 1311 and encodes 436 amino acids. The record is from RefSeq and is a predicted model, not a curated record. Lineage: Eukaryota; Fungi; Ascomycota; Sordariomycetes; Xylariales; Hypoxylaceae. The transcript has 2 exons.
AUGGCGUCUUUCUCAGUCUCAACACCCUCCCCUCCAGGCCGAGUGCAUACUCCAGGCACUCCAAAAUUCGGUUACAACGAUUCUUGGGAACCUUUCUCUCCCCGAAAAUCUGCCCGCAUUUCAGCUCAGCGCUCAACUCAACGCACGCCUUCUCCCCGCGCUCCGCAACACCGCACUCGCGCAUCUACAAGGGUUUCCUCGUCGGAUAUUUUUGCUACUCCCGCCACUUCUUCUCCCAAAAAGCGACAGCCGGCCAUGGACUCCGUACGACGCGCCUCUGGCGCCUUAACUUACGAAGGCACCUCCAACGCUGCCGAUUCCCUUGGAAUUUCUUCGUCGCAGCACAAAUCCAAGGCCAGCACCGCCGCUUCUCGAGCCGCAACUAUGUUCCCCACUCCGGCCAAAACACCCAAGAAGCAGCCCGACGAGAAGUCUAAGGCUAAUGUUCGCGCGAUCGCACGCAGUCUAUUCCCCGAGGCCGAUGCAAUUGCAACUCCUAAGAAAAGAAAGGCUAAGAAGUACACCGGCCUAACACUAGAUAGCUUCACUGCUGAAGACAUCGAACAACCCAUCGAGAUCUUCACCGAUACGCGCGACCGCAUCCCCGAGGCAGACGACACUGCUGCUAAUCCUUUCUACGAGAAGCAUCCCGCGUCGUCUACUGCGGAACCCAAGUCUCCCAAGAAGCGAGGCCAAGGCAAGCAGAUUUCCGUCCCUGGUGAAGGCAAACAGCCUCUCGACGAAGUUCUGCAACGAGAGGAUGGAAUCAUCUAUGUUUUCCGAGGGAAGAAGAUCUUCCGCAAGUUUUCGUCUAGUGAGGAUGUAGAUUCGGAUGAAUUCAGUAGCGAGAGCGAGGAGGUAGAGCUAAGCAGAGCUCACGAGCGACUACGUCCGUUGACCCGCUCGUCUAUCAAACCGCGUCUCCUCUUCCCUACCAAGGGCAAGAAUGUUGCCAAGCCGACUACAGAUGACGAGGAAGCUGCCACGGAUAUCGAAGAUCACGUGUUCAAGGAUGUGGAAGAGGAGGAUGAAAUCGAGGCUCCUACAACUCCUACCGCCAAGGUCGCUGAGAAGCCAGGCACUCCUACUGCACCCAGAUUCGCACCUGCUUCUCCUCCCAGCACAGUUCGAACUCGACGCACUGCUUUACACGCCAAGGCCGUCGAAUCACCCAUGAAGGUCACCAAGUCGCGCAGCCCCUUCGAUGGCUGGCGUCGCUCUAAGAGUCGUGCUGCUGCUGCACAUGGUCAGAAGCGAGAGGGCGAGGACUUGGCCAGACCGAACGAGUCGUCUAAGCGCCAGCGUGCCUAG